UGCCAAUAAUUAUCCAUGAAUUCACCAAUUCAAUUAAUUUGGAUCAAGUGAAUUAAAUUUAAAUGGACUGGGUUUAUUGGAUAUUUAGGUAGAUGGAUUGAAUUGAAUUGAAUUGAAUCAAUGGAUUGUAUACAAAAUUGUCACCUCUAUUACUGAGUGUUGACAUACCAUGUAUGUUCAAGAAGAUCCUAACAUACUUCAUGAACAAAACCACAUCCCCUUAGUACGUGUUCUAAACACAUCUCGAAUCUCCGUCAGCUAGCAGAAACGCUAUUUUGGUUUCAUUAACGAUUAUCUGAAUAAAAUUAACACAAAAAUAAGAUUAAGCUUCUUGUCCCCAAAAUUAAUUAAGGUCAACUAUAAUAGUUGAUGGUGAUGUUUUAACUUAAAAUGUCUUGCUAAAUAUAAAAUACUACCCCAUACAUGUCUUAUUAAUUUGUUUGAAGAUUCCCUAAACCUGACUUGGCCUUUCUUUUUCUCUAGUCUCAGGAGCGGGCUUUGAAGACAACCUUUUCUUCUAGUGCUCUUAAAAGAAAACCUUAAAAGUCGACCGUUAAUAAAAAACAGAAAAAGGUGAUAGAAAUGGGUCAGAAAUCGAAACCGUGGGUUGAAUAUUCACAAAUUCUCAAUCUAGGAAGAGAAGAGAAUAAAUAAAAAGAAUCAACGAAUCCAAGCCUGUAUAGUGAAAAAUGUGGGACACAUUAGUUAGGUUUCUCCAAUUAUUUCUGGAUUUUGAAGUAGUCUUUUUUUUUUAUCUCGAUUUUGAGUGGGGAUUGAUCUAAAGAUUGAAAUUAUUAUUUUUCUCCCUUUUAAUCUAUUUGAAUUUCUCUCCUGCGAGUGUGCGGGCUAUUUUGGCUAUACCACUAUUCAUUUUAAGAUGAAUUUCUCAAAACUUAUAGAAUUCAUUUAUAUCAAAUAGUAACAAUCCUGAAAAUUAAACAUCCUAGAAAUUAAACGACCCCUUUGAAAAAUAAUAACCACUAAUUUCAAGAUGAAUUUCUCAAAACUUAUGAAAUUCAUUUAUAUCAAACAGUAACGACUUCUUUGAAAAAUAAUAACCACUAAUUCUGAUUCGGUUGGUAAUAGUAUUCUCUGGCUUGAUGUUUUCUCAACAAAAUUAGAUUAAGACGUAGGUAAGUAUAUGAAAUACUUUGGAUCAACUCAUCAACAUGAUAAUGGCUUCUAAAUCAUCAAGAAUCCAUUUAUCACAAUAUCCACCGUAAUUAGGAGAGAAUCAAACACAAUUCAUUAUAAAUAGCAUUCACAUUAAUUAUAUUUUUAAAAGCUAACCGAUUGUUAAUAUAGAAAAUCGAGAGAGCUUAAAUACAUAACAUAUAAUAAAAAAAAACUUGAUUACCAUAUCUCAAAUUAAUUUAUCCAAAUAACCCAAGUUAUGGAAAGGAAUUAAAAACAAGAUUCCAAUUUCUAAUACCGCAUGAAUAAUCCAUUUAUUCUAAUAAAUCAAAUUCGUGGAAAAAAAAUUCCAAAAAAUGAAUUUCAAACUAUUCCUUCCCCUGCUUUUGAUACAUUCUGCCAUUUUUGACAUCUCUCACGCUUUUAAAGUACACAUAGUUUUUCUUGCAACAACCUGAAUUCGAAUAACAAAUAUGAAUAUGCCCGACAUUUUCCCUUUUCUUUUCCCCAAUACAUUCCAUUGAAAAUGAGAGCUCCUAUUUAUCAAAGGGCGAGAAGGGAGAAACUGCUUUAUAUAAAGAAAGCAGAGACCCGCACCAAACUUUCUCAAUGAAUUAGGCGCUUUCAGGACCAUCGCAAUGGCAAUGUAUCCUUUGGUAUUUAAAUGUGAAAAUCAAAAUAGCCUAAACACUAAUGUCAUAUGGAAGUAGUAACAUGUGGCCACUAGAAUGAAUUGAAUGAUAGUUGUUGUCUUGUUCAUCGUUUGAUAACUGAUCAUCUUGUUUAUUAUUAAGUUAGAUUCGAAUUGUGUUCAGAAUAUCAGAUGGUUCACCUUGACAAUUUUACAGUAAAUAUUAGACUUCUAACCAUUUAGCGAAUAUGUGAAUUCAAUUAUUUCAAAAUAAUUGGUUAUAAAUAGACAUUCGAAAGAUACGACUACCGCCUAUGAUGAUAAAACAUACCGAUAAUUAAGGGGUCGUUUAAAUGGUGGGGGUAGGUGAGUUAUUUAGGUCCAAAUACCAAAAUUACUUGUUUGGUAACACUUUACUAAGAUGAGUUAUAUGAGCCAUGAGUCAUUCACAAGUAACUCAAAACGAGUAAUUUAAAAUAAUUCCUACAACAUGUUAUGUGAAAAUAAAUGGUUUUAUCCCUAUGUUAUUUUCAAACACCACAUGUCAAAUUACUACGAAAAUAACAUUGAAAUACAAGCAUAAAAAAUUAAUGAGUUAUUUGUGACAAGAAUUAGUUGCUUUCAAUAACUCAAGUUGUUGGGAGAUAUUGAAUUAUGAAUCAUAUACCACUUAUUAACACCCCCCUCCCCUCAAACGAAAACUAACUUAGAAGGGUUGAAGAACUCGAGUUGCUGGGAGAUAUUGAAUCACGAAUCAUAUACCACUUAUUAACACCCCCUUUCAAACGAAAACUAACUUAGAACGGUUGAUGGUUGCACAGGAAUCAAAGACCAUGUCCUUACCAAUGGAGGUUACAUGUUUUCGAACGGAAGACCUCUCAAUAACAAAAGACUCUAAUACCAUGUCAAGCACCAAUUACUUCUAAUAACUCGAGUUGUUGAGAAAUAUUCAAUUAUUACUCAUAUACCACUUUAUUAACAGUUUCACUCUACAAAUACUAACAUUAAGUCAUUAACCAUCCCCAACUUCUUCAUAUACACAAUACAAAACACCUUUUAUAUUUUGAACAAACCUAGUUGUCAGUUGUCACCUCGACUUGGAUGGGAGUUUUAACUUUGAGCUUAACUUAAGGCUUGAUUUGUCGAGCUUGGUAGGUUAAACAUCACCUAUCUACACAAUUAGGUCCCUUGUCCAUUUCUCCCUUUCUUUAUUAGCCUACAAGCUCCCACUACACUAUACACUACCCAUUAAUUCAAAACUCAAAAGCAAAACCGACACCCCCUCCAAAAUAUACACAAAUUGCUUUCUCUCUCUAACCAUUAACAUUACGUACCCACCAAAACCUCUCUCCCUCUCCACCUCAAAAAGAAGAAAAAUAUACAGAGCCUUUCUUUCUUCUUUCUGGCCCACCCUUCUCUCUCUCUGGUUGUUUCUGUUCUGUUCUCCCCCCUCCCUUGUGUUUUUUUUCUGUCUUCUUACUCCAACAUGACAACCAUCUUCCCACCUCAUCAUCCUCCAUCUUCCAUUUCUCCCUCUUUCUUCUUUCCAUUUCCACCACCAUUGCUGAGCUAGACUAAGCCUUGGCUCUCACUACCCACCACCAUUUCCUCAAGUCUCAAAUCUUUCCCAGGGUAUGAAAAAGUAAUCUCCCAUCUCUCCUUCUUCAUUUCUCCAUACCCUAAACCACCAUGGCUAAGCUCGUGGUGGAAGUGGCCGAUGCAAGCGAUCUAAUGCCCAAAGACGGACAAGGGUCAGCCAGUCCAUUCGUGGAAGUGGAAUUCGAGGGCCAAAAGCAGAGGACUUCGACAAAACACAAAGAACUCAACCCUCAAUGGAACGAGAAGCUCGUUCUGGACUUGAACGACCCUAGAGAUCUCCCUACUUCUACCAUUCAAGUUGUGGUCUAUAACGACGGGAGAGAGAAAGUACCUGGCGGCGGUGGUGGUGGGCAGCUGAAGAAUUUCCUCGGCCGGGUCCGAAUCUCUGGCUCCUCUGUCCUUUUCUCUGAGCCUGAUUCCACUGUUCAGAGAUACCCACUUGAUAAACGUGGGCUGUUUUCCCACAUCAAGGGAGAAAUCGCCCUCAGGGUAUAUGCAGUGGUUGGUGGCGGCGGUGGUAGCAGCUUUACUCCGGCGCCGGAGAUGCCGGGAGUUGAAGAAAGGGUUGAGCAGCCUGCUCCUCUCAGAGAGAUCGACCCUAACAAGGGUGAAGAAGAAGAAGAAUUUCACCACCACAAUCACGACCAUGACCAUGAAGAGAUGAUGAAGAGCAAGAAGAAACACAAGGAGAAGGAUAAAGUUCGUACCUUUCACUCUAUACCCACUGGAGCAGCUGCCCACCAUCGCCCUCCGCCGCAGCAGGCGCCGCCUGGUGCCGCGUUUCCACCGCCGUUUUCCGGUGGUGGGUUUGGAAUGGGAUUUGAAGCCCACCAUCAGAAAACACCGGUUAUCGAGACGAGAACGGAUUAUGCACGAGCUGCAACACCAGCACCCGGCACUUCUGUAAUGCACCAUAUGCAUAUGCCGAAGCAGAAUCCUGAAUUCUUAUUGGUCGAGACCAGCCCGCCAUUGGCUGGGAGAAUGAGAUACAAAGGUGGCGACAAGACAUCGAGCACUUACGACUUGGUUGAGCAGAUGCAUUUCCUCUACGUCAGUGUGGUGAAAGCUAGAGAUCUCCCUGUAAUGGAUGUCUCUGGUAGCUUAGACCCUUAUGUGGAAGUCAAGCUUGGUAACUACAAGGGGAAAACGAAGUAUCUGGAGAAGAACCAGUACCCCGUCUGGAAUCAAAUCUUCGCCUUCUCGAAAGAAAGGCUGCAGUCGAAUUUGCUUGAAGUCAUGGUGAAAGAUAAGGACUUUGCGAAGGAUGAUUUUGUGGGCAGGGUUUACUUCGAUCUUACAGAGGUUCCACUUAGAGUGCCGCCAGAUAGCCCACUGGCGCCGCAGUGGUAUAGGCUGGAAGACAGGAAGGGAUUCAAAGGCAGAGAGGGCGAACUCAUGCUGGCGGUUUGGAUGGGGACUCAAGCUGAUGAAGCUUUCCCAGAAGCUUGGCAUAGUGAUGCUCACGACAUUGGGCAUACGAACCUGGCAAAUACAAGGUCAAAAGUUUACUUCUCGCCAAAACUUUAUUACCUUAGAGUACAAGUAAUUGAAGCUCAAGAUCUCGUACCACACGAUAAAGGUCGAUUGCCUGAUGCUUAUGUGAAGGUCGUGCUUGGCAAUCAAGCUCGAGCCUCGAGGCCUUCUCAGAUGAGGACUGUGAAUCCCAUUUGGAACGAAGAGCUUAUGUAUGUAGCAUCAGAACCUUUCGAGGAUUUCAUUAUAAUUACGGUUGAGGAUAGAGUUGGACCUGGGAGAGAGGAGAUUCUCGGGAGGGCGAUUGUAUCAUUAAGAGAUGUACCUCAGAGACUCGAGACGACUAAAAUGCCCGAGCCUCGAUGGUUCAGUUUGAUGAAACAUUAUUCUGAUGAUGAAGGGAAGGAAAGGAAGGAGAAGUUCAGCAGCAAGAUUCUUCUAGGGUUGUGCUUGGAAGCUGGAUACCAUGUUCUUGAUGAAUCCACCCAUUUCAGCAGCAAUCUUCAGCCUUCGUCGAAGCAUUUGAGGAAGUCAAGCAUCGGGAUACUUGAGCUUGGGAUUCUCAGUGCUAAGAAUCUACUCCCGAUGAAGGGGAGAGAAGGUAGAACCACUGAUUCCUACUGUGUGGCUAAGUACGGCAACAAAUGGAUUCGUACCAGAACGCUUCUCGACACUCUGCACCCAAAAUGGAACGAGCAGUUCAGCUGGGAAGUCUACGAUCCUUGCACUGUGAUCACCAUUGGAGUCUUCGACAACUGGCAUACAAAUGGACAUAGCGACAUCCGCGAUCAGAGAAUUGGGAAAGUGAGAAUAAGGCUAUCUACAUUAGAAACUGAUAAAAUCUAUACUCAUUACUAUCCAUUGCUAGUUCUUCAACCAAACGGAUUGAAAAAACACGGAGAGAUACAGCUGGCAUUGAGGUUUACCUGCACGGCUUGGGUGAACAUGGUGGUCCAAUAUGGCAAGCCGUUACUCCCCAAGAUGCAUUACGCCCAGCCAAUCCCUGUCCGCCACAUUGACUGGCUGCGCCAUCAAGCAAUGCAGAUUGUCGCAGGUCGGCUCGCCAGAGCCGAGCCACCUCUUCGUCGGGAAGUCGUCGAGUACAUGCUCGACGUAGACUACCAUAUGUGGAGCUUGAGGAGAAGCAAAGCAAACUUCCACCGCAUAAUGUCGGUGCUCUCGGGUGUGACAGCAGUCUUCAAGUGGUUUAACGAUAUCUGCUUCUGGAGGAACCCGAUUACAACUUGCCUCGUCCACAUACUGUUCUUGAUUCUGGUUUGCUACCCAGAGCUAGUUCUCCCAACAGUCUUCCUCUACCUGUUUGUGAUUGGGUUGUGGAACUACCGGUUCAGGCCGAGGCACCCACCCCACAUGGAUAUAAGGCUGUCGCAGGCAGAUCAUGUUCAUCCUGAUGAGCUAGACGAGGAGUUCGAUUCAUUCCCAACUUCUCGCCCGUCCGAUAUAGUGAGGAUGAGGUAUGACAGACUGAGAAGCGUUGCAGGGAGAGUGCAGACUGUGAUUGGAGAUUUAGCUAGUCAAGGGGAGAGAGCUCAAGCACUACUUAGCUGGCGUGAUCCGAGGGCUACUGCCAUUUUCAUCAUCUUCUCAUUGAUCUCGGCUGUGUUCAUCUAUGUUACGCCGUUUCAAAUUGUGGCCAUGCUGUUUGGGUUGUACAUGCUCAGGCAUCCUAAGUUUCGGAGUCGAUUGCCUUCAGUUCCUGUCAACUUCUUCAAGAGGUUGCCGGCGAAAUCAGAUUUGUUGCUGUGAUGAGAUGAGUUUUGAUAUAUUCUUGUCGGGUAAAAAGAGAGGUGAAUAAUGAAAGGGGAGGUAAAAGGGAAAGCAUGUACCUAUUCUUUGCCUCCAUGGUUGUAUGUUGUAGAUUUGUAUACUCUGAACUGGAGUUUCUCCCAAUAUUCUUCUUCAUUUGCAAGAGCUUCGAUUCCCCAUUCUGUACUUCUGAUGACGAGCAUAUAUUGUAUGUACUACACUGUUAACAGGCAAUUUUCAGAUUGGAAUACCAAUAAAAGCAAAAAUUAACA
This is a messenger RNA of Linum trigynum, 6876 nucleotides long. Lineage: Eukaryota; Viridiplantae; Streptophyta; Magnoliopsida; Malpighiales; Linaceae. The record is from the annotation of a GenBank genome assembly.